AUGGCCGGGACUCGACCACUCAGCCCGUCUACACUUCCUGGUAUUGGACUCUACAUCUAUGCUCCCCACAUCACCAAACUCUACAUCUAUGCUCCCCACAUCACCAAGCUCUACAUCUAUGCUCCCCACAUCACCAAACUCUACAUCUAUGCUCCCCACUUCACCAAGCUCUACAUCUGUGAUCCCCACAUCACCAAGCUCUACAUCUAUGCUCCCCACAUCACAAAGCUCUACGUCUCUGCUCCCCACAUCACCAAGCUCUACAUCUAUGCUCCCCACAUCACCACGCUCUACAUCUAUGCUCCCCACAUCACCACGCUCUACAUCUAUGCUCCCCACAUCACCAAGCUCUACAUCUAUGCUCCCCACAUCACCAAGCUCUACAUCUGUGAUCCCCACAUUACCACGCUCUACAUCUAUGCUCCCCACAUCACAAAGCUCUACAUCUAUGCUUCCCACAUCACCAAGCUCUACGUCUAUGCUCCCCACAUCACCAAGCUCUACAUCUAUGCUCCCCACAUCACCAAGCUCUACAUCUAUGCUCCCCACAUCACCAAGCUCUACAUCUAUGCUCCCCAUAUUACCAAGCUCUACAUCAAUGCUCCCCACAUCACCAAGCUCUACAUCUAUGCUCCCCAUAUUACCAAGCUCUACGUCUAUGCUCCCCACAUCACCAAGCUCUACAUCUAUGCUCCCCACAUCACCAAGCUCUACAUCUAUGCUCCCCACAUCACCAAGCUCUACAUCUAUGCUCCCCACAUCACCACGCUCUACAUCUGUGCUCCCCACAUCACCAAGCUUUACAUCUAUGCUCCCCACAUCACCAAGCUCUACAUCUAUGCUCCCCACAUCACCAAGCUCUACAUCUGUGCUCCCCACAUCACCAAGCUCUACAUCUAUGCUCCCCACAUCACCAAGCUCUACAUCUAUGCUCCCCACAUCACCAAGCUCUACAUCUAUGCUCCCCACAUCACCAAGCUCUACAUCUAUGCUCCCCACAUCACCAAGCUCUACCUCUACAUCUAUGCUCCCCACAUCACCAAACUCUACAUCUAUGCUCCCCACUUCACCAAGCUCUACAUCUGUGCUCCCCACAUCACCAAGCUCUACAUCUAUGCUCCCCACAUCACAAAGCUCUACAUCUAUGCUCCCCACUUCACCAAGCUCUACAUCUAUGCUCCCCACAUCACCAAGCUCUACGUCUAUGCUCCCCACAUCACCAAGCUCUACGUCUAUGCUCCCCAAAUCACCAAGCUCUACAUCUAUGCUCCCCACAUCACCAAGCUCUACAUCUAUGCUCCCCACAUCACCAAGCUCUACGUCUAUGCUCCCCACAUCACCAAGCUCUACAUCUAUGCUCCCCACAUCACCAAGCUCUACAUCUAUGCUCCCCACAUCACCAAGCUCUACAUCUGUGCUCCCCACAUCACCAAGCUCUACAUCUAUGCUCCCCACAUCACCAAGCUCUACAUCUGUGCUCCCCACAUCACCAAGCUCUACGUCUAUGCUCCCCACAUCACCAAGCUCUACAUCUGUGCUCCCCACAUCACCAAGCUCUACGUCUAUGCUCCCCACAUCACCAAGCUCUACAUCUCUGCUCCCCACAUCACCAAGCUCUACAUCUAUGCUCCCCACAUCACCAAGCUCUACAUCUGUGCUCCCCACAUCACCAAGCUCUACAUCUAUGCUCCCCACAUCACCAAGCUCUACAUCUAUGCUCCCCACAUCACCAAGCUCUACAUCUAUGCUCCCCACAUCACCAAGCUCUACAUCUAUGCUCCCCACAUCACCAAGCUCUACCUCUACAUCUAUGCUCCCCACAUCACCAAACUCUACAUCUAUGCUCCCCACUUCACAAAGCUCUACAUCUGUGCUCCCCACAUCACCAAGCUCUACAUCUAUGCUCCCCACAUCACAAAGCUCUACAUCUAUGCUCCCCACUUCACCAAGCUCUACAUCUAUGCUCCCCACAUCACCAAGCUCUACGUCUAUGCUCCCCACAUCACCAAGCUCUACGUCUAUGCUCCCCAAAUCACCAAGCUCUACAUCUAUGCUCCCCACAUCACCAAGCUCUACAUCUAUGCUCCCCACAUCACCAAGCUCUACGUCUAUGCUCCCCACAUCACCAAGCUCUACAUCUAUGCUCCCCACAUCACCAAGCUCUACAUCUAUGCUCCCCACAUCACAAAGCUCUACAUCUGUGCUCCCCACAUCACCAAGCUCUACAUCUAUGCUCCCCACAUCACCAAGCUCUACAUCUGUGCUCCCCACAUCACCAAGCUCUACGUCUAUGCUCCCCACAUCACAAAGCUCUACAUCUGUGCUCCCCACAUCACCAAGCUCUACGUCUAUGCUCCCCACAUCACCAAGCUCUACAUCUCUGCUCCCCACAUCACCAAGCUCUACAUCUAUGCUCCCCACAUCACCAAGCUCUACAUCUAUGCUCCCCACAUCAGCAAGCUCUACGUCUAUGCUCCCCACAUCACCAAGCUCUACAUCUAUGCUCCCCACAUCACCAAGCUCUACGUCUAUGCUCCCCACAUCACCAAGCUCUACAUCUAUGCUCCCCACAUCACCAAGCUCUACAUCUAUGCUCCCCACAUCACCAAGCUCUACGUCUAUGCUCCCCACAUCACCAAACUCUUCAUCUAUGCUCCCCACAUCACCAAGCUCUACAUCUAUGCUCCCCACAUCACCAAGCUCUACAUCUAUGCUCCCCACAUCACCAAGCUCUACAUCUAUGCUCCCCACAUCACCAAGCUCUACAUCUGUGCUCCCCACAUCACCAAGCUCUACGUCUAUGCUCCCCACAUCAGCAAGCUCUACAUCUCUGCUCAUCCCAUAUCAGUAACCUCUACAUCCAUGCUCCCCUACAUCCCCGUUUUUGUAUUGAAUCUCACCCUGUCAACGUGGCCCCCGUUUUUGUAUUGA
Molecule: messenger RNA, 2931 nt
Organism: Haliotis rufescens (red abalone)
Lineage: Eukaryota; Metazoa; Mollusca; Gastropoda; Lepetellida; Haliotidae
Exons: 4
Coding region: 1-2931 (976 amino acids)
Source: RefSeq, a predicted model, not a curated record